Messenger RNA from Dermacentor silvarum, 662 nucleotides. RefSeq names its product programmed cell death protein 6-like. The record is from RefSeq and is a predicted model, not a curated record. Gene Ontology annotation, molecular function: calcium ion binding. Bases 117 to 662 code for a protein of 181 amino acids. NCBI's taxonomy places the organism in Eukaryota, Metazoa, Arthropoda, Arachnida, Ixodida, Ixodidae. The transcript is spliced from 3 exons.
GAAGAACCAAGUCCCCGCCGCAUCGAGCGGCUUGCUGCUUCUGGGUUGCUAGGUCCAUGCACGCCACGACAACCUGAACCGCACCGCAGGAACACCAGCCCGGUGACGGCGUGGCCAUGGCUGGCAAACCCAGCGCACAGGCCCCUAUCCGGGACAAAGCCUUCCUGACGUCGGUGUUCGAGUCGAUGGACCGCGACCGCACGGGCUUCAUCAACGUGUCCGAGUUGCAGCGGGCGCUCGCGAGCGGCACCUGGAAGCCGUUCUCCGAGGAGCUCGUGCUGCUCAUGGUCAAAAUUUUCGACCGCGAGUUCAGCAACAAGAUUAACUUCGACCAGUUCUGCACCCUCUGGUCUUACAUCACAGAGUGGGUCAAUGGCUUCAAGAAGGUUGAUCGCGCCAACUGUGGCCGCCUGGACAAGGCGGAUCUGCAGACGGUCUUCGGCAACCUGGGCCACCAGGUUUCGCUCGGGCUGUGCCACAUGAUGAUUCGUCGCUUCGAUCAGCAAGGCGACAACAAGAUCAUGUUGGAAGAUUUCGUUCGCAUGUGCGUCAUCAUGCACAACGCCACGGAGGAGUUCAAGAAUUUCGACCCGAACAAGACGGGAACGGCCAAGGUCACCUUAGACGAUUUCCAUUGUACAACCUUUCAGAUGUGCAAGUGA